CUAACCACUCUCACCAUUACCAUCAACUGACAUGAACGUCCUACGUUCCAAAAUCAUUAGAAGAAGACGACGAAACAAACAGAAUAAAAUAAAAGAUGUUUUUCACACAGCCACACGCAAAGAAGACUUUCUCGGAGAAACCAAAUAAAUGGCGAUCGCCGUCGUGGAUAAUGAAGCAAUCGCUCCGCUUCUUUCCAAAACCGUUGACGGAUCCGUCGACUCCAGAAAAAAGCCCGCCGUCAGAUCUUCCUCCGGAGGCUGGAGAUCCGCCGGAUUCAUCAUCGGUGUGGAGGUAGCUGAGCGGUUCGCUUACUACGGGAUCUCGUCGAAUCUGAUAACGUAUUUGACGGGACCGCUAGGUCAAUCCACGGCGGCUGCCGCUGCUAACGUCAACGCCUGGUAUGGAACGGCCUCGUUGCUUCCUCUCCUUGGUGCUUUCGUCGCAGAUUCGUUUCUAGGUCGUUUCCGCACAAUCCUCGCCGCUUCAGCUCUCUACGUAUUCGGACUUGGUUUACUGACUCUAUCUGCGAUGAUUCCUUCAGAAUGCAAAGUCGCCUCCUCCUCAUGCUCUCCUCCUAGGUUUCAAGUUAUCACCUUCUUUGGUGCCUUGUAUCUAGUGGCACUUGCUCAAGGCGGGCAUAAGCCUUGUGUUCAGGCUUUUGGAGCGGAUCAGUUUGAUGAGAAGGAUCCUGACGAGUGUAAAGCAAAGAGUUCCUUCUUUAAUUGGUGGUAUUUUGGUAUGUGCUUUGGGACCUUGGUGACUCUAUGGGUGUUGAAUUACAUUCAAGAUAAUCUCAGUUGGGCUCUAGGGUUUGGUAUACCUUGUGUUGCUAUGGUGCUUGCUUUGGUGGUUUUCUUGCUCGGAACCAACACUUACCGGUUCAGCGUUAGAAGAGAAGAUAGAAGCGCUUUUGCGAGGAUUCUGAAUGUUUAUGUAGCUGCUGUCAAGAACUGGAGUGUAUCAGGUUCAGUUGUAGCUGAUGCAGAAGAGAGCCAUGGUUUAAUCUCUCAUACAAGGUCGCAGCAGUUUAGUUUUCUCAACAAAGCUCUGGUUGAAGCGAAUGGUUCUUGUAGCUGUAGUAUAGAUGAACUUGAAGAAGCAAAGUCUGUGCUUAGGCUAGCUCCAAUCUGGUUAACUUGCUUGGUUUACGCGGUUGUAUUCGCGCAGUCUCCAACUUUCUUCACUAAACAAGGAGCCACAAUGGAGAGAUCAAUCACACCUGAUUACAAGAUCUCUCCGGCUACUCUCCAGUCCUUCAUCAGCCUCUCUAUAGUCAUCUUCAUCCCCGUGUACGAUCGUGUACUCAUCCCAAUCGCAAGAUCAUUUACACAUAAACCAGGCGGAAUCACUAUGCUUCAGAGAAUAGGCACAGGGAUAUUCCUCUCUUUUCUUGCUAUGGUAAUUGCUGCUCUAGUGGAGAUGAAAAGGCUUAAAACUGCUGCGGAUUACGGGCUCAUUGAUUCACCAGAAGUUACGGUUCCAAUGAAUGUAUGGUGGUUAGUUCCUCAGUAUGUUCUCUUUGGUAUCUCGGAUGUUUUUACAAUGGUUGGUCUUCAAGAGUUCUUCUACGACCAGGUGCCUAGCGAGCUGAGGAGUGUGGGGUUGGCUCUGUACUUGAGCAUAUUCGGUAUUGGUAGUUUUCUCAGCAGUUUCAUGAUAUCAGUUAUUGAUAAAGCGACGAGCCGAUCUGGUCAAUUGAGUUGGUUCGCAAAUAACCUGAACCAGGCUCAUCUGGAUUACUUUUACUGGUUACUUGCUUGUUUCAGCUUCAUUGCCUUAGCCUCUUACUUGUAUUUUGCAAAGGCCUACGUUUCUAAGAGGGUCAACUCCCUUUAAACUCUAUAUCUCCCUUGUAUAAUGUUGCAGGUACUCUCUUUCUCUCUCACUCUUUGUAAUGUUUAAAUAAAAUUUCAUCACACACCAUUUAUUACG
Eruca vesicaria subsp. sativa (arugula) is the source of this 1933-nucleotide messenger RNA. The record is from the annotation of a GenBank genome assembly. Lineage: Eukaryota; Viridiplantae; Streptophyta; Magnoliopsida; Brassicales; Brassicaceae.